AUGGUGCUGAAAAGUGAGACCCCUGGGCUGGAAAGCACCUAUCAUAUUACCAGGGAUGAACGUGAACGUUUUUCAAGUAGCGAAGGCAUUUAUGACGUGGACGGGACAAAUCCAUCAGGACUCCCGCCUGCUGAUGUGGCUCCGAGCAAAAGGAAGCGUCUACGUUUUUCAACAACUAUUCACAAUAUCGGCACAUGGAAUGUUCGCGGCAUGAACAUAGGCAAACUCAAAAUCAUCAAGCAAGAAAUGCAAAGACUUCAUAUCGAUCUGUUGGACAUCAGCGAGCUUCACUGGACGGUCGAAAACAAGCCAGCAGACGUUUCAGUACCCACACGAUACGAAUAUCGUUCUAAGUCUGACAAUUUUCGACCAGUUAAUACACAGUUAUUAACGUCACGUCCGAAAUUCAUGGUCAUCACGUCACUUGCUACCUUAUUCAAUAACUGCUAA
Molecule: messenger RNA, 450 nt
Organism: Helobdella robusta
Lineage: Eukaryota; Metazoa; Annelida; Clitellata; Rhynchobdellida; Glossiphoniidae
Exons: 2
Coding region: 1-450 (149 amino acids)
Source: RefSeq, a predicted model, not a curated record